AUGUAAAUAUAUUCUCUUUAGCAAGAGCGCACGUUGGGCCAAGGAACUUUUGGCAAGGUCUAAUUGGGGUAUCACACUAUUGCAGAUGAAUAUGUCGCAAUCAAAAUCCUUGAGAAGAGAAUGAUCGAAAAACAUAGUGAUUUAGUCAGAGUUUAAAGGGAAAUCUCAAUUCUUAAAAAAGUUAAUCAUCCAAACGUAAUCAAAUUGUAUGAGAUCUUAGAAUCAGAGUCAUGUGUGUACCUGGUGAUGGAAUAUGUGAAGGGUGGAGAAUUGUAUGAAUACAUAAUUAAGAAGAAAUACCUACCAGAAAAUAUAGCAGUACGCUACUUUUAGUAGUUGAUCUUUGCAACUGAAUAUUUGCAUUCUUAAAACAUAACUCAUAGAGAUUUGAAACCAGAAAACCUUUUGCUAGAUGAGAAUAGAUAAUUAAAGAUUGCCGAUUUUGGCUUAAGCUUUAUCUCCUAAACUCAAGGCGAAUAUCUUAAAACCGCGUGCGGAUCUCCUUGCUAUGCUGCACCUGAGAUGCUUGUGGGUAAAACUUAUGAGGGAACCAAAAGUGAUAUCUGGAGUUGUGGCAUCAUUUUAUUUGCUAUGUUAUGUGGAUAUCUACCUUUUGAACAUGAAAAUACGCAAUAAUUAUAUGAAUUAAUAAAGACUAGCGAUUUCGAAAAGCCUGAAUAUUUAUCUAAGAAUGCCAUAGAUCUAUUAACAAAUAUUCUAGUCAAAGAUCCAAAUAAAAGAAUUAAUAUUGAAUAAAUUAAAUAACAUCCAUUUUUUUCGUCGCACGCAUCGAUCCCAUCCAAGAAUCUAAGUUUGAAUGACUAAGGAAUCAUUGCAAAAAUGAUAGAAAUGGGAUAUCAACAAAAUUAAAUUAUAACCUAAUUGUAAAAAAAUAAACAUAAUACAUUGACUACCAUAUAUUACUUGUUAUAAAAAAAAUGCAAUCAACCUCAGAAAAGAAGCUUUUUUCAAAAUAUUCAAAACCUAGGUAAUCUCAAGCUUGAUAUCAAUCAAAAAAGAUUUACAAUUUCAAAGUUUCAACCAUCUCAAUAAGGGUCACCUAUUUUAGAGAAAAUAGACAAGACUAAAUAAUCCAUUAGACCAAAAUUAGAUAAUUCACCGUAUUUAAAGACUUAGAUUUCUUAAAAAUUCAAAAAAGUUAAUUUAUCGGUUUAGUCUAAAAGAGUGAGUGUUCAAAUAGAAAACUAAAGAUAAAAGACUAAUUCUGUUUAAGAAAAACAUUGCGAAAGGCCUUACAUUUUAACACAAAUUAUCUAAGAUCAGAGAUCUAGAAGUUAAUCUAGAAAAAAUUCAAAACAUCAGGCAACUAUGUAAAGAAGAGAUUUAGAAUAAGCAAUAAAAACUGAUAAUAAUGAGGAGAACUUAAGUAUUUAGAAAGGUAUUUAUGCUUAAGUAAGAUAAAGAAAUAAAACUCAACCAAAUAAAAAUGAAGAAGCAUCUAAAUACUUUGAAAAAACUUCAAAGUUGAAUACAUCUCAUUAGAUGGCUGAAAAGAAUCCAUAAUUCUCCCCUUAUAUAAACAUGAAUAUUAGCAAUCAUAGACAAUUGUUUAAACAGAAUUAUAAUGGAAAUUUGUGUGAUUUGAUGAAGAAAAAAGGCGAGUUCAAAACCAGAAUAUUAUGA
Paramecium tetraurelia is the source of this 1644-nucleotide messenger RNA. RefSeq lists its product as uncharacterized. Gene Ontology annotation, cellular component: cytoplasm. Gene Ontology annotation, molecular function: ATP binding; protein serine/threonine kinase activity. Gene Ontology annotation, biological process: protein phosphorylation; intracellular signal transduction. NCBI's taxonomy places the organism in Eukaryota, Ciliophora, Oligohymenophorea, Peniculida, Parameciidae. The transcript has 7 exons. The record is from RefSeq and is a predicted model, not a curated record.